Pygoscelis adeliae (Adelie penguin) is the source of this 2040-nucleotide messenger RNA. It is a transcript of the gene ST7L, whose product is annotated as suppression of tumorigenicity 7 like. Gene Ontology annotation, molecular function: protein binding. The record is from RefSeq and is a predicted model, not a curated record. Lineage: Eukaryota; Metazoa; Chordata; Aves; Sphenisciformes; Spheniscidae. Bases 1 to 1485 code for a protein of 494 amino acids. The transcript is spliced from 16 exons.
AUGUGGAACUUGACUGUGUUCUUAAGCACUUUGACUCCAAAAUUCUAUUUUGCCCUUACAGUGACUUCGUCUUUUAUAUCUGGACUGAUAUUUGUGUUUGAGUGGUGGCAUUUCCGAAAAUACGGCACGUCUUUCAUUGAGCAGGUUUCUGUGAGUCAUUUGAGGCCCCUCAUCGGUGGCGUAGAAAACAGCCCUCCAGCACCAGCAGCGUUCUCGGCUGGAGAGAAUGAGACAAGCAGACAGAACAUGCCAGAGUGCAAAGUGUGGCGAAAUCCUCUCAAUCUUUUCAGAGGGGCAGAGUACAGCAGAUAUAUGUGGGUGACUGGGAAGGAGCCUCUUACAUACUACGACAUGAAUUUGUCUGCUCAAGAUCAUCAAAACUUUUUCACAUGUGAUACAGAUGCCCUUCGGCCUUCAGAUACAGUUAUGCAGAAAGCAUGGCGAGAGAGAAACCCUCAAGCCCGGAUUAAAGCAGCAUAUCAAGCUUUAGAGUUGAACAAUGAUUGUGCCACUGCAUAUGUCCUCCUGGCUGAGGAAGAAGCAACAACUAUUGUAGAUGCUGAGAAGUAUUUCAAGCAGGCUCUGAAAGCAGGAGAAAUGAUUUACAGAAAGUCUCAGAACUGCCAUUCCCAAAGUCCCCAGCACGAAGCACAGCUGCGAAGAGACACCAAUGUAUUGGUAUAUGUGAAAAGGAGACUAGCUAUGUGUGCAAGAAAACUUGGAAGAAUACGAGAAGCAGUAAAAAUGAUGAGAGAUUUGAUGAAAGAGUUUCCACUUCUCAGCAUGCUGAAUAUUCAUGAAAACCUCCUGGAGGCACUGCUGGAGUUACAGGCUUACGCAGAUGUCCAGGCAGUUUUAGCGAAGUAUGAUGAUAUCAGUCUUCCAAAAUCAGCAGCAAUAUGUUACACAGCAGCCCUGUUAAAAGCCAGAGCCGUUUCAGAAAGGUUCUCCCCAGAAACUGCCUCCAAAAGAGGGCUCAGUACAGCAGAGAUUAAUGCUGUGGAAGCAAUUCACAGAGCUGUGGAAUUUAACCCUCAUGUUCCAAAGUAUUUACUAGAAAUGAAAAGUUUAGUGCUACCUCCAGAGCAUAUUCUGAAACGAGGGGACAGUGAGGCAGUAGCAUAUGCUUUUUUUCACCUCCAGCACUGGAAGAGGAUAGAAGGGGCUCUAAAUCUGCUACACUGUACAUGGGAAGGCACAUUUAGGAUGAUCCCGUACCCAUUAGAGAAAGGUCAUCUUUUCUAUCCCUAUCCGAGUUGCACAGAAACAGCAGACAGAGAACUGUUGCCAACAUUUCACGAAGUCUCCGUUUACCCACAGAAGGAACUUCCCUUUUUUAUCCAUUUCACAGCAGGCCUAUGUUCAUUUUCGGCAAUGCUCGCCCUCCUCACGCACCAGUUCCCUGAGCUGAUGGUCAUUUUUGCUAAAGCUGUGCUGCGGGUGCUGUGGCCUGUGAGUGCUCCCAGCGUUCUGGCCUCCAGCUGAGUGGACCACGCCGGGGGGCACGGGGGUGCUUUGGGACUCUUCACCCUUCAGCUUCAUUAUGGAAAACAUCGAGGUCUUCCUGCUGUCCAGUCUCUGGUAUCAGUCAACUCCAGUGUGACUGGAGUGUGCUUUCCGUGAUGGUUAGAUUUCAUUGUUCGCACGAGCCUCACCGCCAGUGGUUAGCUGACCCCUAGAUGUGGGGGGCAAGGAAGAAAGCUGUGCUAUUCAAACUGGUAUCUUUGACAGGCUUCCAUGUCGGUAAUGGUGCCUAACAUACGAAUUUCUUCUUUGGCCUUAGUCUGUAAUAAUCUAAGAAAAUAUUUUUUGUUGAGCAAUACCUUAUUGCUCUCUUAAUCAGUUGUACAACUGGAAGCUAAUACUUCCUCUGUAAGGAAGGAGAGGACACAAACUGAGCAGAUGUUUGGAGUAUUGACACUUCCUUCUCAGCUGCAGAUGCACCAGAUAAUUGGCUUGGAUUUAAUUUUAUAAGCCUUUUUCAAAAUAUUUGUUAACAGCAAAGUAUGGUUCUGCUUUCCUUAUUAAAAGGUUGCUUCU